GAGAACCCCGUUCCAGAGACAUGGAAUUACAUAAAGUUCAUGCAGAGAAUGUUUGACUCUGUAACUGCUGAAAUCCGACAAUUGUGUCAGGAAGUCCAUAUACACUCCGGGUGCGAUGCCGUGAAUCCAAAUCCCUGAAGCAUUCCCUUCGUUUGAGUGUUGACGAGACCAGACACCGACUGGAAGAAGAGAUGAAAACCCUGCAGGCCAAAGAUUCCGACCUCCAAAACCUUCAGGUGCGUGUCGACCGUCUGUCGAACGAACUGGAGGUCUGUCGGGGACGACACAAGAGUUCCAGAGCAACCCAAGCCCGCCUUAGGGCAAAGUGGGAUAGCAUGCAACAGUGCCGAGUUGGCCAGGACCAAAGGAUCAACCUGAUGCGUGAUCUUGCAAUCUUAAAGUCCCGGCAGGAUGCUUUCCAGGAGGCCUUAGACAAGAAAGUGGACUUGGAAAAAGCUUUGAUAGAUGCUGAGAUAGACUUUGCAGCGGCUGAAUCUGCUAUGGCAAACCUGAGGAUAUCUGAGGACAGUAGUUCUGAUAGCGAAGAUAAGGCUGCCUCUACUCCUGAUGAGGGCGAGCCAUCUUCUCCUUGAUUCCCCAAAAUAUGGACGGGUCAACUCCUAGGCUUGCAUGCCUUUUCCUUUGCCUUCAAGCCUCUCUAUGUUAUGAAGUUUUA
Molecule: messenger RNA, 676 nt
Organism: Lycium ferocissimum
Lineage: Eukaryota; Viridiplantae; Streptophyta; Magnoliopsida; Solanales; Solanaceae
Exons: 2
Coding region: 192-593 (133 amino acids)
Source: RefSeq, a predicted model, not a curated record